Laetiporus sulphureus 93-53 is the source of this 345-nucleotide messenger RNA. RefSeq names its product ribosomal protein S16. The transcript has 2 exons. Bases 1 to 345 code for a protein of 114 amino acids. The record is from RefSeq and is a predicted model, not a curated record. NCBI's taxonomy places the organism in Eukaryota, Fungi, Basidiomycota, Agaricomycetes, Polyporales, Laetiporaceae. Gene Ontology annotation, biological process: mitochondrial translation. Gene Ontology annotation, cellular component: ribosome; mitochondrial small ribosomal subunit. Gene Ontology annotation, molecular function: structural constituent of ribosome.
AUGGUCGUUCGCAUUCGGUUCUCCCUUCAUGGCCCACCACAUCGCAAAAUCUUCCACCUCGUCGCCAUCGAGAAUCGCACCGCACGAGAUUCGAAGCCGAUCGAGCUGCUAGGCAUAUAUAAUCCUCAGCCGCGGCCGAACCCCGGUCAGCAGCACAAGACGAUGCAGUGGAGCCCUGAAAGGAUACGCUACUGGCUAUCGGUUGGGGCACAGCCGAGUAAGACUGUGGAAAGGCUCUUGGUGCUGGGCGGUGUCAUAAAGGAGUCUCCCUCCUCGGAUAAGGAGACAUUGUCAACACCGUCAUCUUCAGAAAACCCUGGUAUCAAAAUCGACGACGUCGACUGA